AUGCAGCAAGCACAUUCGGAAGUUGGAAAACAGCCUGCUACUCCUACACAUUCACCUAAUCCAACCAAUCCAAGAAAAAGACCAGCACCUGUUCCCCAAUCUCCCACUGAUAGUUUAGGGUAUGUCUCAGCAGAUUCUCCAGAAAGUUCGAACUAUAUACUAUCAGCACCUUCCUUACGUAACGCUGCACCGAGAUCUCCGACAAAAGCCGGAAAUAGAAGUGUGCCGGCCUUCUUGAACAAACUAUAUAAUAUGGUGAACGAUCCGCAGUCCAACGACUUAAUCAUUUGGUCCGAAUCUGGAAAUUCUUUCUUAGUAAAACGUCCCCAAGAUUUUGCUAAGGAAGUCCUUCCACGAUUUUUCAAACAUAAUAAUUUUAGCAGUUUUGUUAGGCAAUUGAAUAUGUAUGGAUUUCAUAAGAUACCGCAUUUACAACAAGGAGUACUUCAAUCCGAUGGACAAUCAGAACAAUGGGAAUUCAGUAAUACGAAUUUUUUGAGAAAUCAACCUGAUCUUUUAUAUUUUGUCACUCGUAAGAAAGGGAAAGAUACAGAGAAUAUUAAAGAACCGAGUGAAAUUGAUUUUAAUCAUAUACUAAAUGAAAUUGCUUCAAUUAAGAAACAUCAAAUGACUAUUAGUACAGAUUUAAAGAAUAUUCAAAGGGAUAGUCAGGUUUUAUGGCAAGAAACUAUGACAGCGCGAGAUAGACAUCGUCGUCAACAAGAGACGAUCGAUAAAAUUUUAAGAUUUUUAGCAUCAGUGUUUUCCGCUGAAAAAAAGAGGGCCAUCGUACCAAAAAAACGAAGAUUAUUACUAGGCAAUUCUGACACUGAUUAUGGAAAUCGAGAAAUGAUGGGAUCAAAUCAAACUACUAAUCCUCCUCUUUCUACAACUGAAAAUGAUUUAAAUUCUUUAAUUUUGAGCAUGAGCAAUCCAGAAAGCCUUCUUAACAACAAUAAUAUUGAGAACAGUGAUACCAUUUCUGAGCUUGAAGAUAGAAUAAAUAAUUUGGAUGCGAAUGUCGAUUACUUGACAUCUUUAACAUCUCAAUUAGGAUAUGAUCCAGAUAAUCAUGACGAACUUGAUUUAGAAGAUGAAGAAACUGGAAAUGAUUUCUUAGCGAACUUUAGCCCUACAGAACAAGAUCUUCACAAUUAUUUGCAAAUCUGCAAUUAUCAUCAUUUUGAAACUUGA
Molecule: messenger RNA, 1194 nt
Organism: Diversispora eburnea
Lineage: Eukaryota; Fungi; Glomeromycota; Glomeromycetes; Diversisporales; Diversisporaceae
Source: the annotation of a GenBank genome assembly